AUGUUUUUUGCAACAAAAAAGAAGGGGUUUAGGGGUGAUGUACCCAGUAAAGUGAAAAUCACAACACGGGAUUUGUUUACUGAUGCGAACAAAGGCAAAGCACAAGGCUCUACAACUGAAGAAGUGAAGGAGUCGGUUCCUGUGGUGCAUUAUGUGCCACAAAUAAUGGCACGAUUAUGUCCUCCGAGGGAAAAUAGUUCGCCACCCUCUCAUUCGAUGGACCCGCCUCCGCCUAUUAUUGAGCCUAACUUGUACUCAUAUGUGCCGGAGUAUGAGGACCUGGAAGCCCUUACGUGUAUGAUGAUGGAAUGA
This is a messenger RNA of Prunus armeniaca (apricot), 312 nucleotides long. Lineage: Eukaryota; Viridiplantae; Streptophyta; Magnoliopsida; Rosales; Rosaceae. The record is from the annotation of a GenBank genome assembly.